CCUCCGGUUGCGGCGGGCGAGGACACGUCAGGGGACAUAAAUAAAUAAAUAAUUCCAUUCACCCGGUGACGGCGCGGCGCACCGGCUGCAGCCAGUUGGGAACGGAGACCCGCAGCGCCCGCCCCGUGCCGGGGACCAGGAGUCAAUCUAAGAUGUGACGUUUUCCUGUGAAACCUUAGACACAAGAAUCUUGGAAACCAAAGGACUCUAGGACUCUGUGCCAAUAAAGCUGCCUCACUGAGGAUGAAUUAUCUUGAUUGCUGUUAUAUUUGGCAUUGAGAAGAAGGCAGGGAGGAGAGGAGGUCUUCAGCUGCUACUCUUCAGAAAUAAUCCAGAAGCCGCUCUACCUCUCUCCCUUUGUGUUGCCUUCAAAUAUCACACGUCGAGGAAUAGUGACUAGGCUCAACAAUUCCACACAUAAUCCAAAGAAAUCUGUUCAAGUGGGCAUCUGUCAACAGGUUACUUGAAUUUCAAAUAGAGGAGCAGAAAUGCCACCACCAGUGGGUGCUCCAUCAUAUCCACCUCCUGAUGGAGGAUGGGGAUGGAUAGUGGUUGGAGCAGCUUUUAUCUCCAUUGGAUUUUCGUACGCGUUCCCCAAAGCCAUCACGGUAUUCUUCAAAGAAAUUCAACAGAUAUUCAACACUACCUACAGCGAAAUAGCAUGGAUAUCAUCUAUUAUGCUGGCUGUUAUGUACGCAGGAGGUCCUGUAAGUAGUGUUCUGGUGAAUAAGUACGGUAGCCGGCCGGUGGUGAUGGUAGGAGGCCUGUUGUGCUGUCUGGGGAUGGUCUCGGCUUCUUUCAGCACCAGCGUCCUACAGCUCUACCUAACUGUGGGAUUCAUCGGAGGUUUGGGUCUAGCCUUCAACCUGCAACCGGCCUUAACAAUCAUUGGCAAAUACUUCUAUAAGAAACGACCCAUGGCGAAUGGGCUUGCCAUGGCAGGAAGUCCUGUGUUCUUAAGUACAUUGGCUCCUUUCAAUCAGUACCUUUUUAAUACUUUUGGCUGGAAAGGAAGCUUCUUGAUUUUGGGAGGUAUAUUGCUGAAUGCCUGUGUGGCUGGGUCCCUCAUGAGGCCCGUUGGACCCAAACAAACUACUAACAAGUCUAAAAAUAAGAUUGGCAUAAAAGUGGAUGAAUCAGGUGGGAAGAAAAGCAGUAAGAAGAAAUCAACAUGGGAAAAAAUUAAUAAAUAUUUAGAUUUCUCUCUUUUUAAGCAUAGGGGAUUUCUGAUAUACUUAUCUGGAAAUGUCAUUAUGUUUCUAGGGUUUUUUGCUCCCAUUAUAUUCUUGGCUCCAUAUGCUAAAGACAAGGGAAUUGAUGAGUAUUCUGCAGCAUUCUUGCUGUCUAUUAUGGCUUUUGUUGAUAUGUUUGCUAGGCCUUCUGUAGGAUUAAUUGCAAACUCCAGAUUUGUCCGACCCCGAAUCCAGUAUUUCUUCAGCUUUGCGAUCAUGUUCACUGGAGUGUGUCAUCUCUUGUGCCCGUUGGCAGAGGACUACACAAGCCUGGUGUUUUAUGCUAUAUUUUUUGGCCUUGGAUUUGGGAGCGUUAGCAGUGUCCUCUUUGAAACUCUCAUGGACCUUGUUGGUGCUGAAAGGUUUUCCAGUGCUGUGGGACUCGUCACAAUCGUGGAGUGUUGCCCAGUUCUUCUUGGCCCUCCUCUUGCUGGUAAAUUGGUGGAUGAAACUGGACAAUAUAAAUACAUGUACAUAGCCUGUGGUGCCAUUGUGUUGCUGUCCAGUGUGUGGCUGCUCAUUGGCAAUGCUAUAAACUAUCGAUUGCUUGCAAAGGAAAAGAAGUUAGAAGAAGCAAAAAAGAAGAAAAUGCGUAAACCUGAGUCCAGAGAAUCGGAGCCCUUGAAUAAACCUAAACAUUGCGAUGUUAAUGUCGAAAGUACGAGCACAGAAGGUCAUCCCUCAGAAAGAGAAACUAAUAUUUAACAAGAAUCACAUCUCUGACUUCAGUGUUUAUGACUUUCUUAGGAGCAUUUUUUUUUCCAAAAUAUUGGAAAGGUUUUUAGUUGAAAUGAGGAGUCAUAAUUAAGGAUGGAAAUGAGAUUUUCCUCAAUGGCAAAUUUCAAAUGUUUGUUUUUUAAAACUUAUUUGGGCAGUUAAAUGUUGAGAUUAUGCAUAUAAAGAAUCCAUGCAAUGGGUUUAUUUCCGUACAUGACUCUGGUUGUGGUGGUUAAAAUAAUUUUAAAGUCUUCCAGUGACUUCCAGUCUUGGUUAUAGAGACUGAAUCCCAAACCCCUGGUUUAAGCAGUUAGAAGGAGUGUGUUUAACUGUAUAGGAAUAUCCUCUCCACAUUUCAUUUUUUAUUUGAUAUUAAAGUGUAAAAUGGAUUAAAGGAAAAUGAAUUUUCCCCUCGUGUGCCCACGCAUACACACACACACACACCAUCACAUACUUCUGCAUGUGCACACAGAGUAUCUGGAGAACAAAAGACAAAUAAGUUCCAAAAAAAUAUUAUCACCAUGCUUUUUUUUUUACUUAAAAAAAAAUCCAUCGAGAAAAGAAGAAAUGUAUUAUAUCUGCAUUCUGCUUUACAAUGCGGAUUUUAAAGAUAAGAACAUGGGUGAAGAUGAGGGUGAUCUUAAUUUGAAAAUGCAACUAACUGCUGUGAAAAAAAAAAGCAUUUGCAUAUAUAAAAGAAAUUUGAAAAAACAACCACUCCAUUUUAAACCAUUAUUUCUGAGCACUGGUAGAUUUGAUUCAUCCAUGUGCACGACUUCUUUGAGAAGGGAUAUUAGUACCUGGUGCUAGAGAAUAGAACUCUUAAAUAAUUUUCAGAAUUCUUACCUAAUAUGUAAAUCAAAUUAAAAGCCUAAAUGACUCCUAGCAAUGAGUUAUGUUCAUUGAUUUUUAAAGGAUUUUAGUUAGCAUUCCAGAAAAUAGUAACCAGGGAUUUCUUUUAACCAGAACUCAAUCCAGUCUCACUCUCAUACUGAGACAUCAAAGUGGAAUCAACCGGAAGCCUGGUCGACAGGCUUACAAAUUGGCCACAUUCUUGUUUUUCCCAGCACACAGCCAUGAUUAGAGGGUUACUGUUAAGAGUAAUCCAUUUGAGUAAAACUAAAUGGGAGUUGCUUAUAAUGAGCCCUCUAAGCUCUCUCAUUUCCCUCCCCUCCCCAAAAUGCAGAAGCAAGAAACAGAAACACGAACAGGCUUUUUACUCAGCCACUGGAAAUGCCUCAUAUUAUACGAAUGGCAGCACUUGAAAAUUCCACCCUCUAAACUGAUUAGAUUUCCUACUGCCUGUGAACCCAACUAAACCAAGAGACUGUUGACAAGGCUUCUAGAACUGGAGGGUGUAUGUGACUUGGUAUACACUUGUGAAGUGUAGGUAAAAUGUAUAACACGAUAACAUGAAGCUUGCAAUGCUGCAACCCAGGUUAACUUAGCAGUUUCUCAUUUUCGUAACUAUGUGAAAACAUCUCUGGGAAUUGAAUCACUCUUGAAAACAGAGGCAUAUGAUAGUUCUGUGCAAUCAGAACUAUAAAUACCAUUUCGAGUGAUAAAGUACUUUUAAACAAGAAAGAAGUUGUGGUUAUGGUUAAUUAUGGUUAAGAAUUAUGGUUAAAGUUAUAAAUAUUUACAUCUACAAAUCUGAAGUUUAAAUUGAGAUCGUGAUUAACAAAAAGUGUUCUGUCCUUGAUUAUUGAAGUAAUGUCACUCAAACUGUCAACAGGAAUUUGCUGUUCCUUUGCAACCUGAGUACCAAGCUUUUGUGAUAACAUUAAGGAUUUGAUAUGUGAAAUUUACGCACUGUUUAAGCAUGUGGCUUAUAGUUAGGAGGCUCUGUAAAAUUCCAUAUUUCAUUUAAUAUUCACUUUUUUGCAUAUGAAGAGGUAUUUAUAUUUUUCAAAUGUAAGUAAAACAAUAUGUGCCAAACCAUGGGUAAAUAAAUCAGGGAAAAUGUGGCAGUAUAUGGCUGUUUUUAAUUUAGUUUCACCCAAUCUUGAGUCUUGACCGAGCUAUGUUUAUAUUAUUAGCACUUUUGUAUUCAAUUCUGACUCGUCAUAAGAAAUGUGACAUCAUAAAUUGUGUAGUAGCUCUCCAGUCCUGAACAUUUCCAAAAAAAUGUCUUGAAUUCCCUAAAGAUGUGUGUUUCAACUAAUACAGAUAUCAGACCCCAGGGGGACAUAAACAGCCAAGUAUGGUCGAGGAGUUUUAGGCCUAAGGCUAUAGUCCUUUUGAUCACCUGCUGGUGAGAAAGCUGGUGGGUGCACUCCAGUGGCUUUCUCCAUGGAAGGAGGCUUAUUUACUGACUGAUGAGUUUCUUGUCAAGUCACCACCAGUUUAUAUUUGUUCUGUUGCUCUUUGGUCAUGGUCAUCAACCUUGCAUUUAUAACACUGAUUCUAUUUAAUCGUUAAAAAAGGAAGGAAGGUCAAAUUACACAUUUGAAGCACAUGAUGUGGUUAGACAGUCAUACGUAGCAGUAACACCGCAAGUUACAAAUAUGCACAAUAUUAAUUCUCCUAUAUAAAUGUUGAAAAUUAAAUCAGAACAUACCUGAAACAGGGACGUAAACUCACAUACAGGCUUCAGAAUUGUUCCAGGGUAAAAUAAAUUUUUCUGGUUGUUCACUCUCCCCACUCCCUUGAACUUGUUAGAAUAUUUGUUGCUUUAAUAGAAUCUUUCAAAGAUUGAAAUGAGAAUAUCAACCUAGAACAUUCUUUAUUGUAUAGUCAUAUAAAUGAAAGAGGAAACAUAGUUGGCUUCUGUGUCUGCAAUGAUUAGUGCAAAAUAUAUUUCUUCCCCUAGGGAAUGACAGGUUUUAGAUGUUCAAGGUAUCAUGAAGCAAAGUCAGUACACCAUUAAAAUCCCUUUUAGUCCCAUUUAAUCGCAUUUCCCCAUUAUGGAAUUGUACAGAAAGAUGGUUAUCAUAAACCAGAGUACCAAAAUAAUUCACGUUCACUGGCUAGUUUAAGUAUUUUUCCAUUUGUGAUAACUGAGCAUCCCUCAUUUUUCACCGUUUAACCUUAAAUAUGCCUUCAGUAAUUUAUGAAUGGAAUAUUCGGUAUAGACUUGUCCUGACCUAUCCCCACGAUUUUUCCUGAUCCUUUUUGGAUCCAAUCAGCGCACAUUUAAGAAGCAGUGGGUCAGCCUCUAGUGUAUUUCACGUUGGAAAACAUGAUAUUUUCUCAAUGUAAAUUCACAUGGCUCGUAAGUUUCACUUCUUUAGUACCGAGUUCCAACAGCUUCAUCUCCCCCACACACACACUGGACACUAGGAAAUAAGUAAAAUAAUUAGGUUUGAUAUAUUUGAAUGUGCACUUUAAAAUCUACAUAUUUCUUACUCAUCCUUUUCUGGCUGCAUCUGACAAUUAAGGAUACAGAAAAAAGACCACAAGGUGUAUGACGUAAAUGUAAGUUUUUCUAUUAAUGUUAUAAAAUGUAGAGCCAUCCUUAAUCAGUUAGUUGAAACUUAUUUUCCAUCCAAAAGUACCCUUUUUAAAAAAAAAAAAAACCCUCUCAUAUGUAUAAUGUUGCAGACUUUUAAUAAAACAAAAUAAAAAAUCAUGAUUGUUAGGCUCAAUUUAAUAGGCAGAAAGGAUGCAAAGUGGGAAGGGAGCUAAUAUUUAUGUGUCAUGCGUUUUGCCUACAUAAUACCUUUUAAUAUUCAACCCACAUCGUACAUAGAGGCUAUUGGCCUGGUAUAAUAGAUGAGUGAAACCAAAAAAAAAACAGUCAUGCAAAGAAGUUCAGCAAGUUAUCCAAAGGUAGUGUGUGACAGAACCAGCAGUAAAACUCAGGUUUAUUUAAAAGCAGAAAGAGCCCCUCAGGUGUUCCAUGCUGCCUCCUCCCAGAAACUGCAGAAGCAGAGGAUGAUAAAAUAUAGAUACCAGCUAGGUUUAACUGCAAUUUAUAUUAUGAUUUAUUUCGUGUUUAUUAGGAACUGCAUUUGCUAUAACCUGAAUAUAUAAUUUUAAGUUGCCUGCUUUUCUAGCCAAUGCAGAUUAGCCCAAAUAAUGGUAAUGAUUAUAUAAUAGCCUUAAUUGUUUUAAUGUGACUUUUUUUCAUAAAAAUAAUAACGUAUUUAUAUGGCUUGGGCCUAAUAUAUUUUCCCUGAGGUUGGAUUUAGAAGAAAAACGUUAUUUUCUUUAUGGAUAGGUAAUUCCCAUUGGUUGUUACUUAUUGUGACUCAAAAAUGAAAAAUACUUACUAUGAAACAUCAUGUUCAGAAUUAUAGUGAUUCCCAUUUAUAGGAUUAUCCCAAGCUACCCAAAAAAUUUUUUAAAUGUUAUAAGAUACAAGUGAUUUGGUUCGUCUAUGCAGUAUAUAUUUAUUUUCAUCAUUCAGUGCAACUUCCCCUACACCCUAACUCAUUUUUUAAGUUUCCCUGAACAUUCAUAUCCUGGUUCUCCUUUCUGUCCAUUGUCCUAUAGAAAGAACAAGUGCCAUUUUGUCCACUCCCUCUAGGAGGAGUCAUCCUUAGAAUACUGUUCUCCUUAGCUCUCUUUCAGAUGGGGCACUUCUGAUGUCU
Molecule: messenger RNA, 6484 nt
Organism: Diceros bicornis minor
Lineage: Eukaryota; Metazoa; Chordata; Mammalia; Perissodactyla; Rhinocerotidae
Gene: SLC16A7
Product: solute carrier family 16 member 7
Exons: 8
Coding region: 489-1937 (482 amino acids)
Biological process (GO): transmembrane transport; monocarboxylic acid transport
Cellular component (GO): membrane
Molecular function (GO): monocarboxylic acid transmembrane transporter activity
Source: RefSeq, a predicted model, not a curated record